Messenger RNA from Closterium sp. NIES-65, 5175 nucleotides. Lineage: Eukaryota; Viridiplantae; Streptophyta; Zygnematophyceae; Desmidiales; Closteriaceae. The record is from the annotation of a GenBank genome assembly.
AUGACUAUCUCUGCCUUCCCACUGCCCAUAUCUCCCCUCCCAUCUCCUCCCCCCACCUGCCCUCUCAGUCUGGAAGCUCUCUGCAACCACCUCGCCUCCACCAAGCACCUCCUUUGGUGCGACGAAACUGCCCCUGCAGCCAAAGGCGUGGAGGGAGCAGCAGGCAGCAGCAGUCGUGAGCUGGACGCAGGGGGGCCUGGGGAUGGACUGCCACGCCCCUCUGCUGAGGCCCUUACUGCCACGUGGCAGAUGCUGCAGGUGUCACGACGGCUGAGCGAAUCAGACCCCUGUACGAGCACCAUCCGGGCAUGCCUUGGCAGGCUUCUGGCUGCUCUGGGGAUAUGGGAUGCUUCCGCCGUUUCCUUCAAGCCUCCAGCCACAGCAACUUCAACAGCAGCACCAACAGCAGUGUCAGCACCCACGGGUGGUGUGACAGUAGUGAAUGCGGAUCCAGCAGGAGAGGGCGUUCACGAGGGGGUGAUUGUAUCGGUGCUUAAGCUGCUGGCCACCCUCCUUGUUGAUCCAGAUGUCCAUGCCAUUCAGCUCGCCGCACAAACAAUCGAGGUCCGUCCGGUGCUUGCUCUGCUCCUGCCUUCCUCCUGCCUGCUUAAGCUGUUGAGUCAAGAUCCGUCGCUCUUCCCUGUUGCAUCAGCGCUGCGACUGCACCGUGUCACAGCCAUUCUCAUGACAGAGAGGGGCCAUCGGGUCUUUACUGCAACAGGCUUUGAGGAGAAGCAGUACCUCGAGGCGCACAUAAAGACGGUCAACACCGCCCAUGCACAGCAGAUUAUCCAGCGCCUAAGAGCCGAUGCAGGAGCCUCCAUGCCUCCACUGGACGACCCCGCAGUGUGGCAGGCAGUGGGCGCAUCUCACGAGGCGUGGGUGUGCCGCGUGGUGCAUUUGCUCAUUCUGCACGCGCCAGACGACAUUCUCACUCUGUGUGCGCCGCUGUGCCGUGUGAACGCCUCACUCGCUGCACUGCUCCUCCCCCACACACUCGCCACCCUCGCUGCCUCGCAUGCACCCACCAGUCUCCUCUGCCGCACUAUCUCAACCCAGCUCACCACUCACGUGCUGCAGCCAGCGCAUGCGGUGUCUCCGCGCACGCUGCAGCUCCUCUUAGACGCGCUCACCGCCCUCAGAGCCUGCCACACCCGCGCUCGCAUCGCCCCUCCCCCCACUGCUGCUGCUGCUGCCCGUGCUGCUGCCUCUGCCAUGGGCGCUCGAAAGAGUGCUGCCAAGGCAACAUCAGCAGCAGCUCCCUCCACUACCACAGAGGCCUCUACACGCACAGCAGCAGGCGUGGCUGGCAGCAGCAGCAAGGGCAAACGAGGGGGCAGACGGGGGACCAAGAAGAGUGCUGCUGAGUCUGCUGCAGGGGGGCAGGAGGGGCCAGCAGUUGGGGCAGAAGCAGAAGAAGCAGGUGCAGCUCAACUGAGGGCAGAGGAGAAAGGGGCUGAAGUGGAUGAGGACGAGCCAGAGGCUCCUCAGCACUGGCAGUCUCCUGUCUGGUUGCAACUGGACUUGCUUACCCUGGCACAGGCUGCACAGCACUGUGGUGCGACACUCACGGCCAUUCUCUAUGCCGAGCUCUGGUGUGAGGCACACUUUGGACGGCCCACUCUCGGCGAACCAAGCUUUGAUGAAGACUCCGACGCGUUUCAAUCUUGCCUCGACACCUGUUGUGUUGUGCUCUUUCCCCCACCUUUCCCUCCCCUUACCCUCAAUGCGCACUUCCUGCCAAUGGCGAUUCUCUCCUCUCCCACAUCACCUUCUAAGAUCCUCCCUCUUCUGCUCUGCUGGCAGGUGGAGCCCCACGAGGCGCUGCUGAUGGGGUGCUACAGUGCCGUGAACGAGCCCGAUGCCAUCUACGCUGUCGCCCGCACCAACAAGCUUCCGUCCCGUCUGGCCAUCGACCGCCACGAGGGGCGAUGGGAGAAGGUUCUAGAGACGCUGGACCAUGCCAUGUCCCACCGCCCUGCACCUGCUGGUGCUGCUCUUUCCUCUGGUGCUACUCCUGCAGUGCCCUCGUUACAUACGAAGCUGCCUGGAAGAUGGGCAAGUGGGACCUGCCAGCAGCUCAGCUCCCGGACUCGUCCAACUCGUCACCCUACCCGCCCUCCACCUUGCUCAUACUCACAGCCCCACCUGGCAGCAGCAGCACCACUGCGUCCACCAUGCCUGGUGCUGCUUCUGGCUUCCACGCCGCUCUCUACAGGUGUGUUGCAGCCUCCUUUAGAGAGCGGCGCCCCCUUUGUCACACUCACAGCCCCACCAGGCAGCAGCAGCACCACCACGUCUGCCAUGGCCAUGCCUGGCGGCGCUGCUGCUGGCUUCCACGCUGCGCUUUACAGGUGCGCUGCAGCAGUGAACAUCCCAUCCCCAUCGCUCCCCAUCGUUUCCUCCUCCAUGCUUCCACCCGCUCCCCUCUCUCCUCGUCCACCCAUCCAUCGCCCUCUCCCGACAACUAUUGUGUGCCAGCUGGCGUCCAUGUCAGCAGAGAGUGCCCUCCACAUCAACUCACGCCUCAUCCUCCUCCAGGCCCUGGAGAACGUUCGAGAGGCAGCAGCUCCCACACUCGCCCGUGGAGGGGGCCCGCCCAUUCACGCAGGGCAGGCACGGCACACAGAGGUGGGCAAGGCAGGGAUGGAUGGGGAAUGCAGGACUGCACACGUGGCAGCGCCAGCUGGCAGCGUGUGGGAGCAGCUUCGAGUUACAGGAGCCGCUGCUGAGCUGUCGGGGGGCGUAUCUGCGUGGGUUGACUGCCGUGCUGCUGACUGCCGUGCUGCUGACUGCCGUGCUGCUGACUGCCAUGCUGCUGACUGCCGUGCUGCUGACUGCCGUGCUGCUGACUGCCGUGCUGCUGACUGCCGUGCUGCUGACUGCCCUGCUGCUGACUGCCCUGCUGCUGACUGCCCUGCUGCUGACUGCCCUGCUGCUGACUGCCGUGCUGCUGACUGUCCUGCUGCUGACUGCCCUGCUGCUGACUGCCCUGCUGCUGACUGCCCUGCUGCUGACUGCCGUGCUCCUGAUUCCACAUGCGCGCGCCUUCUGAGCCAGGCAGCAGUGCAGGUGCAACAUCUCAAGGAUGCCUGCCGCACCCUCACAGCACGCAGCCACACACCCACCACUGUGCCGCACCUGCCACCAACAAGCAGCGCUGCCACAGCAUCGGCAGAGGAGGGGACGUGGGGAGUGGAGGGGGUGGCAUUCUGUGGGCGGGUGGAGGAGGCGAAGCUGCUGGCAUUGGAAGGGCAGCAGGACAUGGCCGUGCGCCUGCUGCAGCACCUGCUGCGCCCAGACCUGCCACCGCACGCUUCCCAGGGGUCUGCUUCACCUUCUGCCGCCUCUGCUGCUGUUACCACUGCUGCUGUUACCACUGCUGCUGUUACCACUGUUGCUGCUGCAUGUGUACCAGUGUCUGACCGCGUCUACACGCUCGGCUUGGCGGCCAAGUGGCUUGGGGAGACGCGCUCUAUAAGCUCGCGGGUGGUACUGAAUGACUACCUGUGGCGCGCAGUGGACCUCACAACCCACCCGCCCACUGCCUCACACUCCGCCUCGCCCUCUGCUGCUGCUGCUGCUGCCACUGCACCCCCAAGCUAUGCCUCCCUUCCGUUCGCCAAUAACUGGCACCAGCAGAAACAGGAGCGGCAGUGGAAGCAGCAGCAGCAGCAGCAAGGGGGAUAUGGUGGGCAGCAGGGGGGUGAGAGGGAGCAGGGGGGACAGGGGGGGGAGCAAGGCCAGUGGCAGCAGCGGCGGCAGUGGGGAGAGGUGCAUUUUCAAAUGGCGCGCUACGUGGAUGGGCUGUUUGUGGUGCUGCAUACUCGGCUGCACUCGCAGCAGUGGCGUGCGGCACAGGAUCUCACAAACCACAAGGAGGACGAGAGGCGGGUGUACGGGAUGAAGAUGAUGGAGCUACAGAAGCAGCUGAGCAUGGACGACCAGGAGGCCAACGACCUGCAGGUGCAACCCCCGCACCUUGCCAUUCCUCCUCCCUGCCAUCCCUCCUGCCUGCCAUCCGUGCAGGGAGAGCAUGACAUGUACCUACGUGCUGCUCUCGAGAACUACAGGAACUGCCUUCUGGCGGCCGACACGUUCAACAUCAAAGGGGUAACUGUUGAAGUGGUGUUCCGCCUGACAGCGCUCUGGUUCACGCUGCUCAAAAAUACCAACGCGGACACAGUGUUUCGCCUGACAGCGCUCUGGUUCACGCUGCUCAACGAUGCCACGGCUGACGCAGUCAAUGCGGAGAUGCUCACAACCAUCCAGACGGUGCCGUCAUACAAGUUCCUGCCACUCGUGUACCAGAUGGCAUCACGCAUGAGCGAGCGAGACCCCCACGGCUCACCGCCGCUGCACCCUGAGACACCCGACUUCCAGUCAGUGCUGACAACGCUCGUCAAGCGAAUGGCGGACGACCAUCCCCUGCACACCGUGCCUGUGCUCAUGGCGCUGGCCAAUGGCAACAGGGUGCGUAGCAGCCAGCGCGGGCGCAACCUCUUUGUCGUGGAUGAGGACAAGAUCCGGGCGGCAAAGGCUGUCCUGGGCGGCAUGGCUGAGCGGCACAAGCCCAUGCUGGAUGAGCUACUGGUGAAGAGAAGAGCCAAGCCCACCAUUCCUCUUUCAUCUUGCUUCCCGCCCAUCCUCGCCCUACCUGCCUGUCUGCCAGCCAAACCGCCCCUUCUAUCUUCCCCCAGAAUUCACCAGCUGAUGGAUAUGUGGAUAUGGAAUGCCGCCCUCAUUCGUCCUGUGGUGUGCCCCACAUCUCCCCAAUGCGCCAUCUUCACUCAACCCGCUUGCCUGCCAACCAAACCACCCCUUCCUUUGUAUGUCCCCACAGAUGCAGCAGCUGAUGGAUCUGUACAUCCGCCUAGCGGAGCUGGAGUCCAGCAAGGAGGAUCUCAUGCGUUCAAAGCAGCUACCGAGAAACUUCCGCAGCGUCAGGGACCUCUUGCGGGUGCCGGUGCUCACAGCCUCGGUGCCUGUGGAGUUCUGAGGCUCCUCAAAAACCAUCUCCUCCUGUCCUCACCGCACGCACGUGAGGCCCCCUCUCCUCCUGCUGCCUGCCCCCAGGUUCCCGUGCUCACAGCCUCGGUGCCUGUGGACCAAACCUGCUGCUAUGCCCCGGGCUCCUUCCCUGCCUUCUGCGGACUCAAGGACAGCAUGCGGUGA